This is a messenger RNA of Euleptes europaea (tarantolino), 789 nucleotides long. RefSeq names its product C-factor-like. The transcript is spliced from 6 exons. The record is from RefSeq and is a predicted model, not a curated record. Bases 1 to 789 code for a protein of 262 amino acids. Lineage: Eukaryota; Metazoa; Chordata; Lepidosauria; Squamata; Sphaerodactylidae.
AUGGCAGGCAAGGCAGCAAUGCUGGAUGCAACGAGCACCCUGGUGACUGGAUCCAACCGGGGAAUCGGCUUGGAACUUAUCAGACAGCUGUCGGAGAAAAGCAACGGGCCAAAGUGGAUUUUUGCAACCUGUCGGGACCCAGAGGGAGACAGUGCUCAGGAGUUGAGGAACUUGGCUGCCAAGCACCCGGAGAUUGAGAUCAUUCAACUGGAAAUUACCAAUCCAUCCAGCAUCCAGACCGCUGCUGCCAAAGUAACUGAAAAGCUGCAAGGAGCUGGGCUGAAUCUCCUGAUCAACAAUGCUGCAAUUAUAAAGCUAAGCAGUCUGGAAUCAGAGACGGCAGAAUUGAUGGCUGAGGUGUACAAAAAUAACAUGAUAGGGUCCAUGAUGGUGACCCAGGCAUUCUUGCCCUUGCUGAGGAAGGCGUCUCGGGAAAGCCCCCGGAAAGGGAUGAGUUGUAGCAAAGCCGCCAUUGUCAACAUGUCCACCGAAGGAGGCUCCAUCACAAAUCUCCUGUUAUGGCAUGUGGCACACAUAAUAAGUUACCGCUGCAGCAAGGCUGCUCUGAACAUGCUCACUCGAUGCCAGGCCCUAGGAUAUGCAGAAGACGAGAUCUUGUGCAUUGCGCUGCACCCCGGAUGGGUGCAAACAGACAUGGGAGUUGCAGCGGGACAACCUCCAUUGACAGUGGAUGCCAGCGUGCAGGCAAUGUUGAACACCCUCAGUCAUCUCUCUGAGAAAGACAGUGGCACUUUUGUGAACUGGGAGGGGGAAGCCCUGCCUUGGUGA